AUGUUCCGACUCGUGUUUCGCAUCGCGGCUAAACCUGCAUCUGGAACCGACGGAUCAGUUUACACUAGGGUUUCUACACGGCUAUUAAACACCGCAUCCAGACAAGGACAAGCACCUGGAAUCUGCACAGGACAAUGUCGCUGUAGGACAAAAAGGACAUCCAAGAAACUAGCAGCGCUGGCCGGGUUUGCGGGAGUCGGGGUUAUUGCAGGAGAAGUCUGGAUCAGCAACAGGAGGAAAAGCGACAACACACUUGCAGCUACCUAUCUAAAAGAGUUACAAGAACGCCACCCCGCAUCAAAAGUGAGCACUGAGAACACAGAAACAGCCACGGACGGAGAGAAAGCACUAAAAUACGACAUGUCACAUCCCAGGAGGGGACUGGCCGUCAUUAUAAAUAACAAACAUUUUAACGCCAGUACUCAGAUGGAGAUGAGAGAGGGGUCAGAGGUGGAUCUGGAGAACCUAUCACAAGUCCUGUUAGAUAUGGACUUCGAGGUGCGCGUGUACACAGACCUCACCUGCAGGCAGAUGAGAAGGGUUCUCAAAAAGGUUGCUGAGGAGGACCACCGUGACUCGGACUGUCUUCUUGUGUCCAUCAUGAGUCACGGGUACAAGGGUGAGCAGGUGUACGGGGUGGACGGGCUGGUCAACAUAGACAGGCUCUCCACGUACUUCAAGGGCGAGAACUGUCAAACUCUCAUCGGCAAACCCAAACUCUUCGUCAUUCAGGCAUGUCAGGGUGAGAGGCUUAUGGAGGGAGUAACGUUGGCGUCUACAUCCACCACGGACAGCGAGGUCAACGUCCGUCCGCAGUCACACACGCUGCCGUCAGGGGCGGACUUCCUGUACUUCUACUCUGUGUCGCAAGGAUAUUACUCGUGGAGAAAUAUACGACGAGGCUCCUGGUUGAUCCAGGCUUUGUGCAAGGUGCUACGUGAGGAUGGAAACUCUGGACUCGAGAUCAUGCAGCUCUUCACCAAGGUCAACAGACAGGUUGCGACCGAGUUCGAGUCCUUGUCCCCGGACGAGACGUUCAACAAGAAGAAACAGAUCCCGUGUAUCGUGUCCAUGUUGACUAAAGAACUGUACUUCACCCAGAAGUUACCGUCUCUGAUCAAAACAGAGUCUGUCUGACUCUAACU
Branchiostoma floridae (Florida lancelet) is the source of this 1145-nucleotide messenger RNA. RefSeq names its product caspase-3-like. Gene Ontology annotation, biological process: apoptotic process; proteolysis. NCBI's taxonomy places the organism in Eukaryota, Metazoa, Chordata, Leptocardii, Amphioxiformes, Branchiostomatidae. The transcript is spliced from 8 exons. The coding region runs from base 1 to 1137 and encodes 378 amino acids. Gene Ontology annotation, cellular component: cytoplasm. The record is from RefSeq and is a predicted model, not a curated record.